This is a messenger RNA of Homarus americanus (American lobster), 620 nucleotides long. RefSeq names its product solute carrier family 35 member F5-like. The transcript is spliced from 4 exons. The record is from RefSeq and is a predicted model, not a curated record. Gene Ontology annotation, biological process: regulation of peptide transport. Lineage: Eukaryota; Metazoa; Arthropoda; Malacostraca; Decapoda; Nephropidae. The coding region runs from base 8 to 589 and encodes 193 amino acids. Gene Ontology annotation, cellular component: membrane.
UCUUCUUAUGGUUGCAGGUGUGGUUUUUGUUAGUUUGGAAGACCUCAACCUUGAAAGUUCAGUUGUGCCUGUUGGUGUGGUAUGGUCAAUAGCUGGAGCUAUUCUUUAUGCCUGUUACAUGGUCUUCCUGAAGCACAAGGUUCCAACUGAAGAUCGUAUGGAUUUUACUAUGUUCUUUGGAUUUGUGGGCUUUUUCAAUACCAUCAUUCUGUGGCCCGGGUUCCCCCUGUUGGAUGUUUUUGGAUGGGAGACAUUUCAGUUGCCAAAUCUGCAACACCUGUUCUACAUGUCUGUUAAUGGCUUAGUAGGAACUGUCCUGUCUGAACUUCUUUGGCUUUGGGGAUGCUUCCUUACUUCAUCAUUGAUGGCUACUUUAUCUUUGAGCUUAACUAUUCCCUUGACAAUGUUUGUGGACAUCUGGCUCAAGGGCAUCAAGUAUUCACUGCUAAUUUAUAUUGGUGCAAUUCCCAUGAUGACAUCUUUUAUUGCUGUCUCACUUCUCACACAUUAUGAAAGCUGGGACCCAUUGAUGGAUGGAAUGAAAUAUCUUCAUAGAAAGUGUUGGAGAAGAAACCACAUGUACAGGUAAAUUUAACUUUAUAUAAUUUGAAGCUGAUGGU